Molecule: messenger RNA, 498 nt
Organism: Trichomonas vaginalis G3
Lineage: Eukaryota; Parabasalia; Trichomonadida; Trichomonadidae
Product: negative regulation of mitochondrial outer membrane permeabilization protein
Exons: 1
Coding region: 1-498 (165 amino acids)
Source: RefSeq, a predicted model, not a curated record
AUGGUUGAAUAUUCUUUUAGAUUUAAAGCAUUAAUUUUAACUGCUUUCUUCCUUUGUGGAGGCGCUGGUGCUGUCUUAGGGAAUAUAAUUUACAAUAUGAAGUCUUUAGGUUUACAUAAUACAGUAAAAUCUUUCCAAAAACCGAUUUUUCAGACAUGGUCAAUGUUUUUUGCAAUGACAUUACUCAUAUUUGAUAUACCAUACUUUAAAACAGGAGUGUGCCCAGGUUACACUACUGGCGGAGUAAUUAGAGGAAUUGGAUUAUUCCGCGUCGUUUCAAUUCCAUCACUUUGCGAUUUAGUUUCAACAUAUUUACAGAAUAUAGCCUAUUAUAUCUUCCUCCUUCAGUUUGGCAAAUCACAAGAGGCUCAAUUUUACUUUUUACUGCAAUUUUAUCAAUUUUCUAUCGAAAGAAGAAACUACGCUCCCACGAAUGGAUUGGUGUCAUUACGACAAUCAUUGGCAUCUCAAUUGUCGGCGUUUCUUCCAUACUUUUGA